UUUGAUUAUUCAGGUCUGCCUCAUGGCCACGGAACCCGGAAGUAGCGUUCAGAUCCAAAAGUAUUGCCGAUUGUCCGAGUGCCAGCGGCCUUUUGAUCACCUGUCUGUCUGCAGUUCACAUUCAGCAACAAUGCGAGUGCUACAAGUUUCAAGCUCUCCACACAUCCAGGCGGUCUUGACCAGUUCAUCGUCAGGUCUAGAGGGCUUCAAAGCUCAUGCCGUCUUCCAGGAGAUCAGUAAAAAGCUGCUUGAGGAUGGAGAGCAAUUUGUGAAAAAGAUCGGAGGUGUUUUUGCCUUCAAGGUGAAGGAUGGGCCGGGAGGAAAGGAAGCCGUCUGGAUCGUUGAUGUUAAGAACGGAAAAGGCUCCGUUCACAAUGAUGCCGAAAAGAAAGCAGACUGCACCAUUGCCAUGGCCGACUCUGACCUGCUGGACCUCAUGACUGGAAAGAUGAAUCCACAGACCGCAUUCUUUCAGGGCAAACUGAAGAUCACCGGAAACAUGGGCAUGGCGAUGAAGCUACAGAACCUGCAGCUGCAGCCGGGCAAAGCCAAGCUGUGAGAGGCGGAGCCUCGGAGAGGGUGGGGUCUCGAGUAGCCCCUCCCACUAAGUGUUCACUCUGUUAGAGUAGUUGCAGGAGUCAGACAACGAAUGAGUCUCUGCGCUGUAGUUUCAGCGUCUUUCUAACAAGGUAAAGGGAUAGUUCACCCAAAAAUAAACGCUUGGUCAUCGUUUACUCAGUUUUCCAAUACAUUUCUGUAAAGUUAACCAUAUGACUAUUCUCAGUCUUUUUUCGAGGAGUAAAUCGAAGUAUAAGCUGUUACAAGUGUCAUUUGGGUUUGAAAUAACAUGAAGGUGAGUGAAUGAUGCUAGAAAUCUCAUUUUUGGGUGAAUUAUUUAUUUUAAUUAAUCACAGGAGUCUGAUAGACAGUUACGAAAAUGCUAUAUUAAUCUCUCCUUGAAUUUUUUUUUUUUUUUUUUUUUUUCUCCCCCCCCCCUCUGACUGACACCCAUAACUGUUUAAAUUGUAUGUGUGUGUGGAUCAGUUGCUUUCUUUGAAGGGUUUUAUUCAAAGUGAAGCCCAGUAAAGUGCCUGCAAACUAUAAACGUAAACACUGGGUUUUGGAUGGACGUGUUGUUAAAGCAUACAACCACAUUGUGAGUCCUUCCCUUUUGUCUUUAUAGAUAUUCAAGGUCAAUGGAAGCAGGUUUACAACGCUGCUUUAAUAAAACAAACACCAAUUA
Labeo rohita (rohu) is the source of this 1243-nucleotide messenger RNA. It is a transcript of the gene scp2b, whose product is annotated as sterol carrier protein 2b. The transcript has 5 exons. Gene Ontology annotation, cellular component: cytosol. Lineage: Eukaryota; Metazoa; Chordata; Actinopteri; Cypriniformes; Cyprinidae. The coding region runs from base 23 to 559 and encodes 178 amino acids. The record is from RefSeq and is a predicted model, not a curated record.